Trametes versicolor FP-101664 SS1 is the source of this 3033-nucleotide messenger RNA. RefSeq lists its product as uncharacterized. Gene Ontology annotation, cellular component: P-body. The coding region runs from base 1 to 3033 and encodes 1010 amino acids. Gene Ontology annotation, biological process: deadenylation-dependent decapping of nuclear-transcribed mRNA; P-body assembly. NCBI's taxonomy places the organism in Eukaryota, Fungi, Basidiomycota, Agaricomycetes, Polyporales, Polyporaceae. Gene Ontology annotation, molecular function: RNA binding. The transcript has 10 exons. The record is from RefSeq and is a predicted model, not a curated record.
AUGUCCUUCUUCGGCUUUGAACAACAGAACGAUUUCGAGAAUGAAAAGCGCAGGUUCCUCGAGGGAGGUGCGCCACGCGAGGACGUAGCGGUCUACACCUGGGGCGAGGACAGCUACGACGGGCUGGGUGAUGCGCUGCAGGAGGGAGGAGACGAGCUCAACGACGAGACUUUUGGUAUAUCAGGGCCGGUCGGGAAGGACUUUAAUUUUGGAGGGUCCGCGCUGCCCGAGCACCAAAAGCCUCAGGCGUCCCGCUCAAGUCCGGGUCUAUACACGCAGACGUCUCGCCACGAACAACAGCCUCAGGCUCAGCAGAAGGUCCAAGCGCACGGCGAGGUUGAACCCUCCCACUCCUCCCAUCUCGAUGCGGUCUGGAGCAACAAAUCUCCCUUCUCCGUUCUACCUCGAAACAAUGGCCCCAGUAGAGGUCAGAACCACACCCCCGUAGCAAAGUAUUCGCCCCUGGCGACUACCGCGCAACAAGCCACUCCGCAGAAGCCUACCAGCCUGAGCCUCGGGGCGGAUCUUCACAAGGGUGUGCACACGCUAGAGGAGAUCGAACGGGAAAUGCGUGCGGCGGCCGCUGCUCAACAUCACCAGCAGCAGCUUCAGCUUCAGCGGCAGCUAGAGGAAGAGGAGCAGCUGCAGUUCCAGCAAACCCAGCAGCAACUCCAACAACUCCAGCUCGAGCAGCAAAUGCUGGCGCAGCACUCAUCCCAUGAUAUACAGUUACAGCAGCAAAUGUUGCAGCAGCACCAACCCCAGGCAUCCACUCAUGGUCUGUUGCAGUCCCCCUCGCGAUCCCAGGGGCAGCGUCAGGUCGUCGCUGGGCCCCAGCAUGCGGCCGCAACUCCGCCGCCUCGCAUGCACCCCCAUUCGCAGUCUCCGCGCUUCCACCAGCAACAGCAACAACACCAGAUCCACCUGCUCCAGCUUCAGCAGCAGCAGCAAAGGCAGCUUCUUGACUUGCAGGAACAGCGAGAACACCAACAGCGUCGGCAGCUCCUUGAGUUACAGGAGCAGCUCAAACUCGAGGAACUGGAGCGCCAGCAACAGGAGCACCACUUGCAGCAACAGCGGAUGCAGGCCGGCGUGAAUGACCACCUCAUGCAUAGCCAUAUCAUCCAUCAACGUCUGAACUCAGGAGGGCUUAGCCCCGCAUUCGGUGAUCGUGCGCGGCGCAUGGGUCGGCAGUCGCCUGCGGUAGCGUCUCCUCAGAUCCCCGUCGAGGUUCCAUUCGGGCAGACCCUGCAGUAUCUACCACAGAACAUCCAGAUGCAGCAGCGUCUCCUGGCGGAGAUGGCGCAAGCGGAGUUCCUCAGCACCAUGCAAGGCGCUGGACUGACGGAGCGGGAUACCCGGGAGUCUCGUGAGCUGCAGGAGAUUCUCCGAGUCGAGGCAAUGCGCAAGAUCAUGGAGGCCGAGCGGAUGGAGGAGAAGCGUAAGCGCAAGCUGGACAAGAUCGCUCAUAUGUCGCGUUACAACGACCUCAUGACGCAGUCUGACAAGGACUUCAUCACGCGCAUUCAAGUUUCUCAGCUCGUCACGCAAGAUCCAUACGCAGACGACUUCUACGCUCAGGUCUAUGGAGCUAUCCUCCGGUCACGAAUGGGUCUCCCGACGUCUGAGGACCGCGUUUUGAAGUUCGGCUCCGGCGGUGGCGUUGGUCUCGGACUUGGUCAGAAGAUGCCGAAUCGUCGUCAGAACGCCAUGCAGCGCAUGGAAGCUCAGGUCGAGCGGAUCGUCAACAACGCGAGACUGCGGGAGAAGGAGAAGACGUCGCUCAACAACCUUCAGGGUGCACUGGGCAGGACAGCUGGCCGCAGCUACAAAGCGGCUCCUCGCCAGUUGCUCCAGGUCGACUCGAGCAACGUGUCUACGUCGCCCACGUCGUCUCAUGCACACGCGGCGCAUAUUUCGAAGACCGAUGCUACGAAGACCAAGGAGGAAGGUGAGGGUGCCGCACGUGAAGCCGCCAAGAUUGGACGAGAGGCUCUCGCAAACGCCUCAGACUCCACCGGCUUCGUCCGGAAGGACCCGUUGACACAUCGCGAAGCAUUGGUUGCCCUUGAGUCGUUGUACGACCUCGUGCUCGAUCUCGAGCAACGCAGACGCGAUCAGCCACCGCCUGAGGAAGUGGAGGAGUUCGAUGAAUGGUCUGUACACGCCGAAUGCGCCAGGCUUAUCGACCAGCUGUUCGAGAAGCUGAUGGUGUCCGUGCCCCUUGAGACUAGCAAUCCCCAUCCGUUCGUCUCUAUCAUCACCCCCAUCAAGGGCAAGAAGCUGCUCCCGCGGGUUGCACGCCUGCUCGACAACAACCGCAUGCAGAUCAUCCUUACGCUCGUCGUUGCGUGUUUCUCCCAGCUUGACGUUGUCGUGCAAGCGCCCCUGCUGGACACGCUCGAGGAGACCCGAGAGGUACUCGACCUCGAGGCGCAGACGCAGGCGUUCCUGGGGAGUGUCGUGCAGAGCAUUCUGCCUGUCAUCGCGAAGGCGCAGAUGCGGCUCGUUACUGGGCUGUUCGGCUUGCUGUUGGAGAGCAACAACGUGAUCGCGAUCGCACGGACAAGGCCUGGCAUUGCUCUCCUUACGUUAUUCCUCAGCAGAGCAGAGGUUAUUUUGCAGAACGUUGCGAACGGGUCAGAAGUUGACGAAACACCCUCGGCUGAUGAGCUGCAGAGCUGGUACGUUAUGCUAUACAACCAUCUCUUCGAGCUCCUCAGGCCGCAACUCCAUGUGCUCUUCCCCUCCGUGCGCCUCAGCAUGCUCUCCGGCAUCAACUUCACGAGCGUGCCGAACGCGGACGUGAUCGACCAGCCCGUCUGGCAGUUCUUCGCCUCGCUCGCGUGCAGCGCGAACGACACGCAGCAGUCUGUGCUCGUCACCGGCCUGCGCGACAUCGUGCUCGAGAACGUCACGACCGCGACGAAGGGGCUCGGCGUCGAGAGCGAGGAGCGCCGCCGGCUCCGCCUGGCGAACGUCAACCUCUUCUUGCACGCGCUAGGGCUGGACAGCUCCCAGAUCGCGGUGUGA